Messenger RNA from Thalassophryne amazonica, 4156 nucleotides. RefSeq names its product growth arrest-specific protein 7-like. Gene Ontology annotation, cellular component: plasma membrane; actin filament; cytoplasm. Gene Ontology annotation, molecular function: actin filament binding. Gene Ontology annotation, biological process: actin filament polymerization; neuron projection morphogenesis. The record is from RefSeq and is a predicted model, not a curated record. NCBI's taxonomy places the organism in Eukaryota, Metazoa, Chordata, Actinopteri, Batrachoidiformes, Batrachoididae.
CGGGACUUCUUGUGAUGUCCGGGUCGUUGUGUAAAACUUUGUACCCGUUCAGCGGGGAGCAGCACCAACAGGGACUGAGCUUCGAGGCGGGGGAGAUCCUCCAGGUGGUCCAGGCUGCUCCCGGAGGCUGGUGGGAGGGAGAGAAGGACGGAGCCCGGGGAUGGUUCCCCUCCAGCUACGUUCAGGUUCUGGAGAGGACACCAUCUUUGAGUCAGCUUCCGGUCGAAGACCACAUAGACCCCCUGCCUCCUCAUUGGAAAUGCUACAUGUCUCCACAAGGGCGGCGAUAUUAUGUCAACACAACAAACAAUGAAACGACUUGGGAGCGACCGUCCAGCGUACCUGGAACCCCCAAAUCCUCCUUCCGGCACAAGAACUCCCUGCCAGCAGUGAAUGGAUUUCACUCCGGUGGCAGCCCCUUGCAUCAUGUGGAGCAGUCACACACAAGUCUGGUUAGAAAGUCCAGUGCAGAGCCACAGAGUCCUGGAUCAACGUCGCCCACCAGGAAACAGAGCAAGGACACCACGGUCACGAUUAACUGUGUGACGUUCCCGCUGCCUUUGACCAUGGCGGAACAACAGCUGCUGAAACCAAACGAAUGGAGCUACUGCGACUACUUUUGGGCCGAUAAGAAGGAUCUCCAGGGCAACGGUUGCAUUACAGGAUUUGAGGUUUUGCUGCAGAAACAGCUGAAGGGGAAACAGAUGCAGAAAGAAAUGGCAGAGUUCAUACGAGAGAGGAUAAAGAUAGAAGAAGAAUAUGCCAAAAGUCUCUCUAAACUCUCCCAGAUCCCUCUCGCAAGCCAGGAAGAAGGGACUCUGGGGGAGGCGUGGGCUCAGCUCAAGAAGAGUCUGGCUGAUGAAGCUGAAGUUCACCUCAAGUUCUCCUCAAAGCUCCAGAGUGAAGUGGAGAAACCUUUGUUGUCCUUCAGGGAGAAUUUUAAGAAGGACAUGAAGCGGUUUGACCACCACAUCGCCGACUUACGAAAGCAGCUGGUCAGUCGUUACGCCGCCGUAGAGAAGUCCCGUAAGGCUCUGGCUGACCGGCAGAAAGAACUGGAGCUGAAGACUCAGCAGCUGGAGAUCAAACUCAGCAACAAGAUCGAGGACGACAUCAAGAAGGCCCGCAGGAAGUCCACACAAGCAGGAGACGAGCUGAUGCGGUGCAUCGACCUUUAUAACCAGUCGCAGUCCAAGUGGUUUGAGGAGAUGGUCACCACCAGCCUGGAGCUGGAGAGGCUGGAGGUGGAGCGGGUGGAGAUGAUCCGGCAGCACCUGUGUCAGUAUACCAUGCUACGCCACGAGACGGACAUGUUCAACCAAAGCACGAUGGAGCCAGUGGACCAGCUGCUGCAGUGUGUGGACCCGACUAGAGACAGAGAGCUGUGGGUGCUGGAGAACAAGACCGGAGAAAUCAGACCCGUCGACAUCGAGAUCUGACCUCAGCACAGCACAGCGCCUUUUGCCCCGCCCACUCUGACCCAGAGACGAGACGAGUGAAGCCUGACUGGACGGGUUUUGACUGACAAUCCGCUAUCUGGCUCUUCUGAGGGCAAUUUGUUUAGCGAGAAACACGAACGAUCAAAUCGAGGCAUCAGCUCUGCGAAAGCCGACGCACCGCCAUCAUCAGUGGGAAUCGUGGGAACAGCGAGCGCGAGAACUCUGAGUGAACUGACACCCAGGUGAACGAUAGCGAUCAACAGGCGAACACCGGUCAUUUCCCGUCAGCUUCAUGUCGUUCUGCAGCGCUGCUCUUUGUGUUACUUUGUUCCCAUUGCGACACAAUUUAACAGCUGCUGCUAACAAAUAAACAAAACGCAUUCCGAGCGCAGAGCGUCACUGUCUGCUGCUGAGGACCUGCAAUACUAACAGCCGCCACUGUGAGGAGACAUUCAAUGCUGCAGCUAAGGCUUGAGUUGUACUUCUUUAACUCCGUCCUUGCAUGUGAUGCCACGACAGUCCUGUGGUUGUUCCAGGCGUUGUUUUCGCGCGCUCUCCGAGGUUAGCAUGUCACCUUUUGUAAAUGCAGUACCUGCCACGAACUGCGGGGGGCAAAAAGAAGUGUUAAAUGACAUCAUCAUGCCGUGUAACAGUGACACAUAAGCUUGUCUGAGAAUUUUGUGCAACAUCGCUAGUACGAUUUCUCUUGCCAGUUCAGCUCUAAUUUGCCCCCUAGUGGAAAUUAAUUUUAAUCAUUCUCAUACAGUCAACAGUAUGACCGCGUAAGUCGAUUGUUAUUGUGGUAAAAUUUGACUCCACAUUUGUCAUGUUUCUGAAGAAAUGUUUCUGACGAAAAGUUUCGAAACAGACAUGAGACUUCACGAUACAGCGUUCACAGAAAAUAUGUUGCAUUUCAGCUUCUUCUUUGCCCAGUAUUAAAAUGAUCAAUAACCACCUUUAAAUGAGUAAAGUAACUAUUGUGCCAUCAUUUACAUUUUUCCUCAUGGUACCUGCAGCGUGUUGUUUGUUUCAUCCUCACGCCACAUUAAACAGACUUUGAUUUAAGAAGGUUUUCUGUCACUAUUUCCCUCUGUGCAUGAAGAAACAACCGUCACAGCUUCUGUUUCCAAAAAAACCUGCUGAACCUGAGACUUGAGUUUUCUGAGUUCAUAAUCAGACGGUCACAAGCCUGCCCCCUGGUGGGGAGAACUGAGUAACUAAAAAAACUAAAUGUACUUCAUAAAUCAGCCAUUCCUAAACUUAAAAAUGCCUUUUCCCAUUUUGAAACCUGAUAAUCUUGCAGGGUUCAUCCAAACGGUUAAUCACAAGGCUGUUGAAGUAUUUCUUAUGUGCUUUGGUUCAUUAUUUUAAAUUACAUUUUAGAAAUAGUCACAAGAUAUUUUUUGGUCAUUUUAAACUUAUUACAAAUUUGAAAAUUUUUAUUCAUUUUUAAUGACACCCCCCCCCCCCCCCCCCCCCCCACACACACACACUUCCAAAAGCCAAUCUGCAGUACCUUCAGGGCCCACCGGGGGGCCACAGCUGGCACUUUGAGGAUCACCCUCAGAUAUUAAAUACAGAGAUUUGCAGGUGUGUUUGUUUUUAGCAGUUCGAUAAAUAUUUUGUCUCAUGUCUGCCGGAUCGCAUCGCUCAGAUUCCUCCAUUAAUAUUUCCUGUUUAAAAUCGAUCAGCCGGUUGCACUUUAUACCCAAAUUAUGUAUAGAUAUUUUAUUAUUAUUUUUUGUAAUUUUUUUAUGUGGUGCUGUUGAAGAUAAACAUAUUUGCUACACAGACUGAUGUAAAUACAGAGAUGUAUGAAUAAAGGAAAGAGACAUGAAGGCUGUAAAAUAAAAUAGUGGAAUCAUGUCUAAAGAUGCAUAUAGAAAUUUGGUACCAAUGAUAAUAUAUAAUACUGAGUGUUUUCCAUAUGCAGUAGAAAAAACAUUCUACAGUUUAAAUUUGCUGUCAGAAGCUAAAAUACUCUUUUACAUCUUGUCUUGUCCAGUAUCACUUAGCGAACUGGACUGAAGAUUUUGUGUUUUAACUGCUAAAAAAUAAUUUGAAUUUUUCUUUAAUAAAUGAAGAUGCAUAUCUUAUGUCAGUUUUUGUUUUUUGGGGGGGAUAUUUCAGAAGAUUUUUGUUUGUCUAAUGACACUGUUGCAGAGAACACGAGUCGACAUAAAGGACAUAACACCAAACUAAAGAACAGUCCUAAAAAUAAUAAAAAUUUAAAUCAAACCGAAGAUAACAGGGGAACGUCGCUGUAAAUGAAAAAGGUCUUUAUUUCCCGGCAAAAACAAAUACUUUCACAUUCAAAUAUCAAAUGUUUUGGUCACGUUACAAUUUCAGGCAGUGAAAAUAAAGAUUCAGUUAAAAGUUAAAAGUAGAAAAUGGAGAAUUUUCAUUUAAUCUUUAUGACCAAAAUAACUGUGAAUUUAAUAUUGGACACAGUUUUCCAGAAUCAAACUGUUUUAACUGCACAAAGACAAUAAUGUGGAUUUUUUUUAAAAAUCUCUGUGCACCUUCAGUCUGCAAAAAGAAAAAAAAAAUCAUUUCAGAACAUCUUUUGAAAAUUGUAUUAAUACAUUUUCAGAAUAUUUACUUUUUGUUAAGAUAUUUUCUGUUCCCGUCAUGUGACUCAGUCUCAUCAGUUGUGGAUUAAAAAUGAUUCCUUUUAUCGACGUAUGUAAUCUGCACAAUAAAUCAGAGCUGACAGA